GCCACCGUCGCCGCCAUUUUGACGGCUGGAAGAGUCAGGGUCUGUACUGCUGGAGGCGGCGCGGCGGUGGAGACUGGAAUAACUUUUCAAAAGGAAAGCUAUUUUUCGUCUGCCCUCUCCGGUAGAAAUGGCCAAUGUACUCUGUAAUAGAGCCAGACUGGUUUCCUAUCUCCCAGGAUUUUGCUCUUUAGUUAAAAGGGUUGUCAAUCCCAAAGCCUUUUCAACUGCAGGAUCGUCAGGUUCUGAUGAGUCUCACGUGGCCACUGCACCUCCAGAUAUAUGCUCUCGAACAGUUUGGCCUGAUGAAACUAUGGGACCCUUUGGACCUCAGGAUCAGAGAUUCCAGCUCCCUGGGAACAUAGGUUUUGAUUGCCACCUCAAUGGAACUGCAUCACAGAAAAAAAUCCAGGGCCAUAAAACUUUACCUGAUGUUCUAGCAGAACCCCUAUCAAGUGAAAGACAUGAGUUUGUAAUGGCACAAUAUGUAAAUGAAUUUCAGAAUAAUGAUGCACCUAUUGAACAAGAAAUCAACAGUGCAGAAACUUAUUUUGAAAGUGCCAAAGUAGAGUGUGCAAUCCAAGCUUGUCCAGAAUUGCUACGAAAAGAUUUUGAAUCACUGUUUCCAGAAGUGGCCACCAACAAACUGAUGAUUCUAACAGUAACACAAAAAACUAAGAAUGACAUGACUGCUUGGAGUGAGGAAGUGGAAAAUGAAAGAGAGCUGCUCCUAGAAAAGUUCAUCAGUGGUGCUAAGGAAAUCUGCUAUGCUCUUCGAGCAGAAGGCUAUUGGGCUGACUUUAUUGACCCAUCAUCUGGUUUAGCAUUUUUUGGACCAUAUACAAACAACACUCUUUUUGAAACAGAUGAACGCUACCGACAUUUAGGAUUCUUUGUUGAUGAUCUUGGCUGCUGUAAAGUGAUUCGUCAUAGUCUCUGGGGUACCCAUGUGUUUGUAGGAAGUAUCUUCACUAAUGCAACACCAGACAGCCAUAUUAUGAAGAAAUUAAGUGGAAACUCACAGUAAUGUCAAUUUAUUUGCUGUACUAUUUGUACAUAACAUCUGGGUUGAUCUAUAAACAUUUGUCAAAGACUUCAAUUUUUAAAAUUAUUUCUAGAUAUUUAUUUCAACAUUUACAAAUUUACAACAUUGGUAAGUGGUUAGUGAUUUUUAAAUCUCAAAUGGUCAUUUAUGUUACUGUCAAAUAUGCAUUGAACCAAUAUAUAUUGUACAGAAAAAAGUAAUCAACAUGUAACCAGGGUUUGAUCUCAUACUGUUAUUUUUCCCCUUUUAUGGAAAAAACUUAGUUUUAAGUUCCCCAAAAAUAAAUCACAUUUGGUCAUGAUGAUA
This is a messenger RNA of Condylura cristata (star-nosed mole), 1348 nucleotides long. It is a transcript of the gene MMADHC, whose product is annotated as methylmalonic aciduria (cobalamin deficiency) cblD type, with homocystinuria. Gene Ontology annotation, cellular component: mitochondrion. The transcript is spliced from 8 exons. Lineage: Eukaryota; Metazoa; Chordata; Mammalia; Eulipotyphla; Talpidae. Bases 128 to 1024 code for a protein of 298 amino acids. Gene Ontology annotation, biological process: cobalamin metabolic process. The record is from RefSeq and is a predicted model, not a curated record.